Diachasmimorpha longicaudata is the source of this 5407-nucleotide messenger RNA. RefSeq lists its product as uncharacterized. The coding region runs from base 635 to 961 and encodes 108 amino acids. NCBI's taxonomy places the organism in Eukaryota, Metazoa, Arthropoda, Insecta, Hymenoptera, Braconidae. The record is from RefSeq and is a predicted model, not a curated record. The transcript is spliced from 4 exons.
AAUAGUUUACCUGGCGUUACCUGCCUGCCAGCAGGUUCAGUUGGCUCACGUCAUUGGGAGCAACCGGUUCGACUGUUGAGUUCAGUUUUUUUUUUUUCUGAAGUCGUUGGAUGUAACUUUGAUCGGUUGGUACGGGAGGUUUUGAAGAGUUUGAUUUGUUGGGGUUUUGGUUGAGUUUGGUAUUUAAGUCGGGUUGAUGAACGUACUUGAUGGGGUGUUGAAGACUUGGAGAGCUUGAUCUGAUGGGGGGCGAUGGAGAUUGAAGGGGGUUUAGAGGGAAAUCGGUAAAGUUGAGAUUUUUAUAGUUGUGGGUAUAGGUAAGAAUUCAAGGCUGUUGGGUUCGUGGGUUUGAGUCAAGUUGAGUCAAGUUGUUGAGGGUUGAGUCAAGUUGACGAGAGUUGAGUCAAGUUUGGGGUGAGCCAGGACGAUCGGUUUUUUCGAGUUGUUGUGGCCGAGAAUUUCGGUGGGAUAGUGAGAGGGGGUUUGAUGAAUCAUAUUUGAAUCAGAUUUGGUGAGGUCGUAAGUUUGAGUCAAUUCAGUCAAGUUUUGGUCAACACUAAUUUUUGUUAUCCCUCAUAUAUCAACUUGCGUUUGAUAUUAUUAUACGUAUUAGGGACUAGAAGCUGUUAAAUUCAUGAGUCUGAGUCAAAUCAAGUCAAAUUUCGUCAAGUCUGACUCACGUCUUUCUGAAUCAGUUUUUUUGCCAUUUUCUUUGAGCUCUGACGCACUAUUUCCAUUCCUAAAAUAUAUACCCACUGAAUUACGGGAUUCAUGCCGACUUGAGUCAAGUUUAGCUCCAUCAAUCGUGAUCCGUCAUGACAUCAACUUUGGGUCAAAUCAAAUCAAGUUGUUCUCACACCUCCAAAAGACUUAUCCCACCGAUUCGAGUCAUUCGAUUCCCCAGUGCGGUUACGUAAAUAUCGAUAGGAUGCAGUCUCAACUCGGGUCGUCGUACGCGUGACGUAAUCUCACAAGUUACACAUCAUCCACGAGGACUUGAGGACUAAUACAAGAAUGAGAAGGCAUUAUCCGCUAAAAAAAAACACAUUUAUCAACCGAGCCCUGUUACCCUACGUGGGAAGCCCAUUCUAGAGUCAAGACACGAACUUGGAGACUGGAGAGAUGACGGACUCUUCCUCGAGGGCAAGAAAUUUUCUACAAGAAAGGUUCUAUCAAAAAUCCUCCGUUUCCUGUAAAUCAGGAGCUGAGAAGCGGUGGAAGAAAUAGUCUGAGAUUGAAUUAAUUUAUCUCACUUCGCCCAUCCCCUUAUUUCGUAAUGAGGGCCUUCUGAUGUACCGGCGAUUGGAUCCUCCAGCUUGGACACUGUCAAUGGCACUGGAAGAAUUCACGGGGGAUUAAUGUAACAGUCCCGUGGAGCUCCCGUGUCAUACACAGCGUCCGGCAACACGACGUAACCCAUAAUUCAACCAUCCUCAUGGGUUCAUCAACAUGACUUUUUAAUUGAGUUGUUUAAUGGUGCAAUUAAGGUGAGUCUCAUCACAAUCCCUUAUCACUCGUGUAGUUUUCCCAUUCCGCAAUUAAUUCCAAGUGCAUAAUCGUGAAGUGGGUGAUUAAUAUGACGGAUAUUCUAAUAUAUACAGUUGUUAAAAUUAAUUCCGAUGGUAAUUUUAUUGGAGAAAGCUAAUGGUUUCUGAGGUUUUCCACUGGAUAUUUACCGGGAAUCCAAUUAUAUUGGUAAUUCAGUGGGGAAGUGGGUAAGUCCAUUUCAGCCCAUCGAUUUAUGGAAAAUGUAUCGGAAUUCAAAAAAAUUACAGCCGAGAAUUUCAGUGUCCCAAAUGACUUUCCAGAUAUUCGUUAAAAAAAAACAAUUCAAUUUUCUUCGGUGGCUUCUCCAUUGAAUUCAAAUGAAACUUAUGGAUUCGUCACGGGUCAUAAUCAUCAUCCAUCUCCAGUGCUGGAAGACGAAUGUCCUCAUCCUGAUCGUUGAACUGUGAAGAGUCACCUCGAUGCCCUUGGUGUACCUGGCAGCAAACAAUCAGUCAUAUUGUGACUCCUGAUGUUGAAUUACCUGUUGCCAAGCACCUGUUGAGCAGUUCACCGAGCCCACGUGUUAUCAAUGCGACAGCACUGGUCAAUCCAAUCAGCAAAAGAAUUGGAUCGAUAGUGAGGGCCUCGACGACCGGUAAAUAUUUCUGUUAUUGAAUCACUACUUCCCAUGAAAUAAUUUUUUAACUGAGUCUUUGCUUUGUUGGAAAUUUACAUUCAUUUUCAUGAUAAUUUAGUAGUUUUAUAAUUUAUUCAAUGAAUACCGUUGUAAAUAAAUAGUAUUUGGUCUUGAGAAUGACCCAGUUCUCGAAAAAAAAUGUUGUUUCUUGUUAAAAUUACUGUUCGUUUCGUAGAAAUGAUAAUACAAGUGUUGAUGGGCUACUCAAUAACAUUAAUUUGAUAGAAAAAAAAACAAGAGUCGUAUAAUUCCCUGCAGACGAAAAUAGACUCGAAAGACGUAUAAAAGAUUUACGAGAACAGCUCCUACAAGAAAAAUUAUCAUAUUGUGGUGGAGACUAUCGUUUUGCAGAUACUUUUAUGAAGAUGGUAUCCCCAUGUUCUCCAGCCGGAACUCUCUCGCCCGCAUGAACAAUGCUCAAGGUGCGGGUGUCAAUAUCUCGGCAUUCGAAAAGCGAGAAAAUUUUGUUUGGCAUAUCACGACUGCAUGAGGGCGUCGAGGUAUUUCCUCCAAGGGCACAUUUAUACCGUGGCCUGUACAACUCGCUUCACUGCCGGUGAAACCGCAAGGAUAAUUACUUGACCGAGGCAGAAAACCGAGAGCCUCGUGGGAGUCGAAGAUGCCAGUGCUGAGGUUUUAAAUCCCUUUCGUGAAUUAAGUAAAAUAAAAUAUCUUCCAUCAUCAUGAUUUUUCAUUCAAUUUUUCUGGAGGAACAGUAAUAAAUCGCAUUAUGAUUUUUUUUAGAAACUGGAGACUGGGGAUUACGCGGGAUUUAUUAUGGCGUCAACGCGGAGAAGGGAACUUGCGUAACAAUAUUUCCAGAAUGCUGAAAUUUUUUCACUGGAGAUUGUUUCUAUGUGAAUAUUUUUUCACCGACGGUAGAAAAAAAAAUUUUUUCAUGUGCGAAUUUUUUUGUUGGUGCGGAGAGAACGAAUUUCGAAGCAGAAAAUUCCCGUACGCGCUAAAGAUUUGUUAGACUGAGUCGAUUAUUUUUUUUUCAAUUGCAGAAAAUAAUUUUUACACACGAAGGGAAAUAUUUCUUAUCCAAAAAAUUUUUUUAACUUCACGAAGAGAAAAUUUUCAAAUGUAAAAGUUCCAUACAUUAAAGAUUUUUUAUACUGAGCCGGUUAUUAUUUUUUUCAAAUGCAGAAAAUGAUUUUCACGCACGAAGGGACAUAAUUAUCUCACAAACAUUUUUUUUACCCGCCCAGAGAGAAAAUUUUAAACCGAAGAAUUUAUUAUUCUUAAAAAAAUCGUCAGAGCGUCAAUUUUUUUCUCGUGUCAUUUGCUCUUCCUCCAAGCAAAUAAAAUCGUGUAUCCCCACAAUUUCAUUAUCGUUCACUCAAUGUUAUCCGGCAAAAGCCCAACAAUACAUACAGAUUCGUCAGAAUCGGAGACAAUACGAGACAGCGUACCAUAACGUCCGGCAUGUCGUCGAGAAGGGGACUUGCGCAAUGUUCCCAGAAUGCUCAACAAUUAGAAUUAUUACCGAGCUGUGAAGGGGAUAAAUACUAAUACCGAAGGCUCAUUGGUGUCGUUAUACAUUAUUCGUUUGACGAUUACAGAAGGCCAACGUCUCACCAACACCGAGGCCUUCGACUCGCGAGAUUAAAUAAUUGAUUGCCAAUAAUUACUCAGACAGCCAUGAGAACAAUUUUUCCCACUUGAUCAUUUGUUUCCAGUCCUUGUCCUAAAAAUACCAACUUAUUCGGCCACUUCCUACCCCACACUAUCGAACAUUACAAUGAUAAUUAUCGAUUCGCGAUGACCAACCGUCACCAAUCAAUUCUGUCUGACUGAUAAAAUUAAUAAACCAAUGAGCUACCGUGAGUGAAUAUAAUAAAUUCCUGGGAGGCAGUUCAGUUCGUCGUAGGAUUUUUUUUUCUUUCGGUUAACCAUUGAAAUAUUUCUCAUGACUCUGUGGGUGGUUGUGGGCACGACAGCCUGACAUACACCACGAAAUUACCCGAGUACAUUCUCCCUCCCCCCCUUCUCGGUGGUCGUAUGAGGGAAUUUUGUCUGAAGGAAAAAGAAUGAAAUAUCAGGGAGACAAGAGGCGGAAAUCAUUGUGUACGCUAUCGUACAAUUAUUCAUUACAUUUUUUUUUUUUAUUACGCAGGUAAAGUAAUUGCGGUCUUGGGUUUAUCGCGACAUCGGGCAACGAAUUCCAACGACUCAUCCGCGAUUUUCAAUGGUUUGGCUCACGCGAUCAUUCGUUUAUGUUUGUUUUUAACGAGUGUAAAAAUGAAAUAGAGAAAAAUAAUAUAAUAAAUAAAUAACUGUAUAGUAUAUAAUAUAUCACGGUCUUAAGACGUUUGUUAAUGAUAAAUAAAUCUGUCAGGGCAAUGACAAUUCCCCCUCAAUUCCUCCCUCUUAUUCACGAAAAUCGAAGUACACCCCAUGUUGAUAUUGGCGCGACCCCAGACACGUGGGUGGACACAAGUGUCUCGAACAAUUCCUGUUUCUUAUUUCCGAGGGUUGACGUGUCUAUCUUUUAACCACCACGUCAUUACCAUCAUCUACACAUCACUCAUUUUUCUCCAUUCAUCGAAGCCGGCAUUUUGUAAUUAUUUUUGGCCCGAAAUACCGUAUUCUCACUCGUGUCAGGGAAUAGAUUUGAGAGAGAAAAAAAAAGGGGGAGAGGAAUGGAGGUGAAAAUUUGGUGGAAUAACUGACGUCACGAGUGGCCAGGGGGCGAGUGAUGUUACAGUGGUGGGUGAGUGCAUCUGGAUGACUGCCAGCAUUCAAAAAUAAGCCCCACUAUUCUUGAAUAUUAAAUGGAGAAUCCAGGCUAGCCCUUCCACAUUAUUUCCCAAUCUUUGCACAAUCUCGUGACUUCAGAAACACGAGUGAAAAUAAUAAAAUUGUCAUUUAAAGUCUAUCUUAAUUGAUGUUAAUUGAUUAAUAACCCAUUUACGUUUGUAUUAAUUACUUCAUUCAUUUAAUCGACGUAAUUUUUAAUUAAAAGGCGAAAAUUCUGGAGGACCGGGUCUGAAGACUGAGGAUUAUUAUUAAUUCGAUUGGAUCAACCGAAGAUUUACUGGAUCAAGAGAUUAAUCGGGGAUUUCCUGUUGAUUGAUAUUUGAUCCACUCGUGGAAUAAUUUAUAACAAAUGUAUAUGAGGCAGAUUUUAUAUUUGUUAUAAUAUAUUACUAAAAAUAUAUGUUUUUCUGGAUCACUCAAGACACAUGACACCUUAAUUAUCAAUAAAAUUGACUGAAG